AUGGGCUCUGUCUCUGAGCUUGCCUGCAUCUAUUUGGCUCUCAUUCUGCAUGAUGACGAGGCGACCCUAAAGGCCCUGGCCAGUGUCAACCUUGGGAGCCUCAUCUGCAACAUAGGGGUUGGUGGACCUGCUCCAGCAGCUGGUGUAGCACCAGCAGGAGGUCCUGGCCUUUCUAUCACGGCUGCCUCAGCUGAGAAGAAAGUAGGAGCAAAGAAAGAAGAAUCUGAGGAGUCUGAUGAUGACAUGGGUUUUGAUCUUUUUGAUUAA
This is a messenger RNA of Galeopterus variegatus (Sunda flying lemur), 267 nucleotides long. RefSeq names its product 60S acidic ribosomal protein P1-like. Gene Ontology annotation, biological process: cytoplasmic translation. Lineage: Eukaryota; Metazoa; Chordata; Mammalia; Dermoptera; Cynocephalidae. The transcript has 2 exons. Gene Ontology annotation, molecular function: protein kinase activator activity; ribonucleoprotein complex binding; structural constituent of ribosome. Gene Ontology annotation, cellular component: cytosolic large ribosomal subunit. The coding region runs from base 1 to 267 and encodes 88 amino acids. The record is from RefSeq and is a predicted model, not a curated record.